ACUUUGCCCUCUCAGCAAACCCUAAUCCCUUCCCUCUACAUUUACUUGUAGCGACCAAACAUUUUUGUUUGCCCACUUUGGUACCAACUCUGCAACUUUCCAUCUCGAUCUUUGCAAUAGUCCAGGAAGGGUAGCGCAACGACAGCAACAAUGGCCGCCGGCAAGAAAACCAAGAAGACCCACGAGAGCAUCAACAACAGGCUCCAGCUCGUGAUGAAGAGUGGCAAGUUCACGCUCGGCUAUAAAACCGUGCUUCGCACUCUCAGGAACUCCAAAGGCAAACUGAUUAUAAUUUCCAAUAACUGUCCGCCUCUAAGGAAAUCCGAGAUUGAGUACUACGCGAUGCUCGCCAAAGUUGGGGUUCACCAUUAUAGUGGAAACAAUAAUGACUUGGGAACAGCUUGCGGCAAGUAUUUCCGUGUCUCUUGCCUUAGCGUUAUUGAUCCAGGUGAUUCUGAUAUCAUUAAGACACUGCCCGGUGACCAUUAAGCAGUUUUUGUUGCCGGAGAGUAGAAUCUUAUAUCAGUCUUCUAACAUUGCCCUUCUUUUAAACUUAUCUUAAGAUGCAUGAUUUCUGUUCAGUUUUGGUAUGUUCAUGGCGAUGUUUGUAACUUAGGUUCCAUUUGUUUUGAUUGUAAGACAUUUUAUUUUGUCAAGGAAAAUGAUUUCAGUGGAAAAUAUUUUUGGGGAAAAUAAGCUAUUUUUUGUUUGGCUAUAACCGUGAAAAUGAUUAGGAAAAUACCCUGUUUCUCCAAUGGGUUUGUCCCAACUUACAUUGUUAGACACAUCAAAACAAAAUGUGAACCAUAAAAUAGUUCAUCUCCAUUUCAAGUGA
Molecule: messenger RNA, 835 nt
Organism: Corylus avellana
Lineage: Eukaryota; Viridiplantae; Streptophyta; Magnoliopsida; Fagales; Betulaceae
Product: large ribosomal subunit protein eL30
Molecular function (GO): RNA binding
Source: RefSeq, a predicted model, not a curated record